Rhopalosiphum maidis (corn leaf aphid) is the source of this 8565-nucleotide messenger RNA. RefSeq names its product neurogenic locus Notch protein (gene N). Gene Ontology annotation, molecular function: calcium ion binding; protein binding. The transcript has 18 exons. The record is from RefSeq and is a predicted model, not a curated record. NCBI's taxonomy places the organism in Eukaryota, Metazoa, Arthropoda, Insecta, Hemiptera, Aphididae. The coding region runs from base 320 to 7741 and encodes 2473 amino acids. Gene Ontology annotation, biological process: axon guidance; cell differentiation; Notch signaling pathway. Gene Ontology annotation, cellular component: signaling receptor complex; plasma membrane; cell surface.
CGCUCCGUGUUGUUGUCUGAGCCGCAUUUACAAUUUUUUUUUUUUUUAAUUGAUAGUAAUAAUAAAAUAAUAUUCGAGUUCUAAACCGAAUCGCCUGUGUGUUUAUUAAUAAAUAUAUAUAGAUUUAUUCAUUAUUUUUGUUCCGUCGGCCGGUUGCGUAAUUUUGUUGUUCGUGUGUGAAAAAAGUGCGCGCGUGACGGUAAUCAUGUGUUCUAUUGAGUUCGGAUAAACAUCAUAACAUUUUAUUAUUGUUAAUUUUAAUUAUACCUCGUAUUGGUGCGCCGAUUACGCCGUUAUUCGACAAGUAAUACGACGAACCAUGAGGAGAAGAAACCCAGGCCGGACUUUUGUCGGUACGUGCAUACUGUUGGCAUUCUGGACGUUAGCUGCGGAACUCGAUGGAGCAUCAGGGUCUACCGGGAUUGUGUCAUGCUCGCCUAACCCAUGUCUUCACGGAGGUUCUUGUUACAUGAAAAAGACCGGAGAAUACGCUUGCAACUGUACUGGACUGUUUGUCGGACCUUACUGUCAAUGGAAAAACCCCUGCCACACGGGUCCCGUGCCCCGAUGCCAAAACGCCGGAACAUGCGCUGUCACGCAAGUGUCGCCACAUUCUCCGCCCGGAUUCUCGUGCCAGUGUCCGCUGGGAUUCACCGCGUCCCUGUGCGAGAUACCCAUAUCGAACGCGUGCGACUCGAAGCCGUGCCAAAACGGUGGCACGUGUUGGCUGCACAACAUCAAGGAACAUCGGUGCAACUGCGCUCCUGGGUUUACAGGACCAAAUUGUGAGUUGGAAGACCAUUGCGCUUCGGGACCGUGCAAGAACGGAGCUGAAUGCGCUUCUAAAGACGAUUCUUACGAAUGCACGUGCGCCCCAGGGUUCACGGGCACAACGUGCUCUGAAGACAUUGAGGAAUGUUCAACAACCGAACCCUGCGUACACGGACAAUGCGUCAACACACAUGGAUCGUAUGCGUGUAUUUGCGAACCAGGUUACACGGGCAAGAACUGCGAGAUGGUAUACGUCCCGUGCGACCCGUCGCCAUGUAUGAACAGCGGAAGGUGUAUGCAGAUCGACGAUCUCAAUUAUGAGUGCAAGUGCAAGUCUGGUUUUCGGGGCAAAAAUUGCGAGGAAAACAUUGACGAUUGUAUACCGCACGCCUGCCUGAAUGGUGGCUCGUGCGUGGAUGGCGUGAACAGUUACACGUGCUCGUGUCCGGCCCAAUGGACGGGUGAGUCGUGCGAGAUGGACGUGGACGAGUGCGCCAUGCGGCCCAGCGUCUGCCACAACGGCGCGACAUGUACCAAUUCGCUGGGAUCGUACAAUUGUAUUUGUGUAAACGGCUGGACCGGACAAGACUGUUCGGUAAACAUUGACGAUUGCGCCGGAGCUGCCUGUUUCAACGGCGCCACUUGUAUCGACCGAGUUGGCAGCUUCCAUUGCCAGUGCACGUACGGCAAGACCGGUCUCCUGUGCCACCUUGACGACGCGUGCACGUCUAACCCGUGUCACACCGAUGCCAUAUGCGACACAAGUCCGAUCAAUGGUUCGUACACUUGUUCGUGUGCUUCCGGCUACAAAGGAAUCGAUUGUUCCGAAGACAUCAACGAAUGUGAACAAGGAUCGCCAUGCGAACACGAUGGAGUUUGCGUCAACACUCCCGGAUCGUUCGCCUGCAAUUGCCCACAAGGUUUUACAGGGCCGCGGUGCGAGACCAAUGUGAAUGAGUGCGACUCGCAUCCCUGCAAAAAUGAAGGAUCCUGCCUUGACGACCCUGGAACUUUCCGAUGCGUGUGCAUGCCAGGGUUUGCUGGCACGCAAUGUGAGAUUGAUGUGGACGAGUGCGAAGCGGACCCGUGCGAGAACGGUGGUGUAUGUACUGACAUGAUCAACGGGUACAAGUGCUCGUGCCCAGCUGGGUUCUCGGGACCACGAUGCCAGAUCAACAUCGAUGACUGCGUGAGCAGCCCGUGCAAGCACGGUGGCAUAUGUCACGAUUCGAUAGCCGGUUACCAAUGUGAGUGUUCGCCAGGCUUCACGGGAUUCAACUGCGAAAACAACAUCAAUGACUGUCUGUCAAACCCGUGCAAGCACGGCGAAUGCAUCGACGGCCAGAACUCGUUCACGUGCUCCUGUCAUCCGGGCUAUACGGGACUUCUAUGCCAGGACCAGCUGGACGAGUGCGCGUCUGCGCCUUGCCAGCACGGCGGCACGUGUGAAGACCUGAUCAAUGGAUAUCAGUGCCGUUGUCGAGCAGGCACUUCCGGCCCGAACUGUGAGGUUAACAUCAACGAGUGUGUGUCCAACCCCUGUCGGAACGGGGCGAAGUGCAUCGACGGUAUCAACAAGUAUUCUUGUGACUGUUUGCCCGGCUUCACCGGUUUGCAUUGCGAGAUGAAUGUGGACGAAUGCGCCAGUAGCCCUUGUGCCAACGGCGGAACUUGCGUGGAUCUAGUGGCUGGUUGGCGUUGCGAGUGUCCUCGUGGUUACUAUGGGCCUAGGUGUUUAUCCGACAUCGACGAAUGUGCCAGCAACCCGUGUUCUUUGAAUGCGUUACGUUGUGAGGACGGCCUCAACCAAUUCAUAUGCCACUGCAGACCGGGCUAUACUGGCAAACGUUGUGAUAUCGAUAUUGAUGAGUGUAGCUCGAACCCGUGUCAGCACGGCGGAGUGUGCACGGACCGUGUAAACGGAUACACAUGCCAAUGUAAACCCGGGUAUUCUGGGCACAACUGUGACGUAAAUAUUGAUGAUUGUGCCAUUAACCCGUGCAAAAACGGAGGGUCGUGCAUUGAUUUGGUGAACGCUUACAAGUGUGUCUGUCAACUACCGUUCACCGGCUCGGAGUGCCAGAGCAGAUUAGACCCUUGUACGCCCAACAGGUGCCGCAACGGUGCCAAGUGUUCGCCUUCUAGUAACUUUUUAGAUUUCGCAUGUGAAUGUUCUAUCGGGUGGAAAGGUCGUUUAUGCAACGAAGAUGUAGACGAGUGUGCAUUGACUGCACCUUGUCGGAAUGGCGCCACUUGUCAAAACACUGACGGAUCAUAUAAAUGCGCUUGUGCUCCUGGUUUUCAGGGCCGUGAUUGUGUAAUCAACACUGACGAAUGCGCUUCUUCACCUUGCCAAAACGGAGCUACAUGUCUGGAUGGUAUUGGUGAUUAUACUUGUAUGUGUUCUGAUGGGUUUUCCGGCCGUCAUUGCGAAGUAGACGUUGACGAAUGUCUCUCACAACCUUGUUUGAAUGGAGCCACUUGUAAACAAUAUGUAAAUUCGUACACUUGCACAUGUCCCGUUGGAUUUUCUGGCAUACACUGUCUAACUAACGACCAAGAUUGUACUGAUUCAUCCUGUAUGAAUGGCGCCACUUGCGUCGAUGGUAUUAACAACUACACUUGUAUAUGUCCAACUGGAUAUACUGGAUUAAAUUGUCAAACUAGAAUAAACGAAUGUGAUUCUUCGCCAUGCGAUAAUGGCGGUACAUGUCUCGAUCACGGAAAGUAUUAUACAUGUCAUUGUGCGUAUGGUUAUACGGGCAAGAACUGCGAAUCUUUGGUUGAUUGGUGCAGUGGUGGUGGAGGCAUACCACAACCCUGUGAAAACGGAGCAACCUGUAAACAAAUUCAGAACUUAUACCAGUGCGUUUGUCAACCCGGUUGGACGGGCAAGGUGUGUGACGUAGAAAUGGUAUCCUGUAACGAUGCGUCAUUACGUAAAGGGGUUCGACGUGAUGCUCUAUGUCAUAAUGGUGGCGUUUGUGAAGAUAUCGGUAAUAGUCAUAGGUGCCAUUGUGCCGACGGUUAUUCCGGUAGCUAUUGUACGAAAGAAAUCAAUGAAUGCGAUUCAGCACCUUGUCAAAAUGGUGCGACGUGUAGAGAUUUAGUGGCAGGAUACUCUUGCCAGUGUCCACGUGGCUUCCAAGGACAAAAUUGCGAAUUGAAUGUUGACGACUGUCAUCCUAAUCCAUGUCAAAAUGGUGGAACAUGUCGUGAUUUAAUCAAUAGCUUUAGCUGUUCAUGUCCACCAGGUACACUGGGUAUUAUUUGUGAUAUAAACAUUGAUGACUGCUCACCUGAUGCUUGUCACAACAACGGUACUUGUAUUGAUCGUGUUGGAGGAUUUGACUGUCGUUGUCCAGCCGGUUUUGUUGGUCAUAGAUGUGAAGGUGACAUAAACGAAUGCUUAUCAAACCCUUGCGAUCCAUAUGGAACAUUAGAUUGCGUUCAAUUAGUUAACAAUUUCCACUGCAACUGUCGUGCCGGUUACAUGGGCAGACAUUGUGAAACUAAAGUCAACUUCUGCGAGAGCAGCCCAUGCCAAAACGGUGGUGUAUGUUCUCAAGUGGAAGGUGGCCAUACAUGCGUAUGUCCGAAAGAGUUUUCUGGAAGGAAUUGUGAAUUCUUUGGCGUAGAUUGUGACUCUAGUCCUUGCCAAGGUGAUGGCUUGUGCCACUCAUUAGAUCAUGGAGGAUAUCAAUGUGAAUGUCCGCCGGGCACGGCAGGUAUUCACUGUGAAGUCGAUAGUUACAAUGAAUGUGAAAGUAAUCCUUGUGAACAUGACGGUACUUGUCAAAAUAAACUUGGAGACUACGCGUGUUUCUGUCCAAUAUACUGGUCAGGGAAAAAUUGUAAUAUUUAUGAUUCCAAGUUCAAAGGAGGUCUGGGAAAAUUCCCAUCUAAAAGCAUUAUGACAAAAAAAGAUUACGAUUGGGAACGAGAGCUGGCUGCUUGUGUAACCAACGGAUGUACCGCUAAAUCUCAAGAUAACAGGUGUCAUCAAGAAUGUAACACAGCCGCUUGUGAUUUCGAUGGUGGUGAUUGUUCUCUCGGAUUAAACCCUUGGAGAAAUUGCACAACAACCAAAAACUGCUGGCAAGUUUUCGCUGAUGGACGUUGUGACGUGGAGUGUAAUACACCUGAAUGUUUGUACGACGGAAGAGAUUGUGAAAGAACUUUGAUGCCUUGCAAUCCAAUAUAUGAUGCAUAUUGUCAAAGUCAUUAUGCUAAUGGGCAUUGCGAUUAUGGAUGUAAUAAUGCUGAAUGUAAUUGGGAUGGUUUGGAUUGCGAAAGAGAACCACCUAAAAUUGCCGAAGGUGCCAUGCGUCUCAUUUUACGAAUGGACUAUCAUCAACUUUUGUCUAAUUUAACUUCGUUCUUACGAGAGGUUGGUCGAGAGUUAAGAGCCACUGUCCGAGUGAAACAAGAUGAAUUGACUGGAAAACAAAUGAUAUUCCCCGCGGAAAGUCCUCCUGGAGCUGUCGUGGUUUAUUUAGAAAUUGAUAAUAGAAAAUGUGAAAUAACCAGAGAUGUGGAAUGUUUCUCGAGUGGUACAGGGGCUGCUGGAUUUUUGGCUGCUUCAGCCGCUAGUCAUGCUCUAUCAACAUCGUUUCCUAUUUAUAGAGCAGAAGGUGUCGGUCCUGGAAGCCAAAUUCCAAUUGAACAACCUAGGAGUAGUACGGCGUUAGUGCUGACUGGAAUGUUCUUGAUACUAGUUAUCGGUCUUAGUCUUGGAGUGUUAAUAUCUACGCAUCGCAAAAAGGCGGCUGGUAUAACAUGGUUCCCAGAAGGAUUCUUACGUACUGGUAGUAAUAGCAGUAGAACAAGUACCCAAAGAAGAGUACCCGAUGGACAAGAACUUAGAACAAUGAAGCAAAAUAACAUGACUUUGAGUUGUAUGGACAUGAAUAGUGGUGUGAUGACCAUGGGAAGGGGUGCCGGAGCUUGGUCAGACGAAGACGCCGAGGGUGAUAUGCCUCCAGCAAAACGACAUAGACCAGCUCCGAUAUUGUCACAACCUUUAGAUAACCCUUACGAUGACGUUUGGAGUCACUGUAAUUUGAAUUCUAACGAUAACAAGGCAACUGUUAUGUACACACCUCCGUCCAGGGAAACGGAAGUUAAUGAGAGACUCCCUGGUGGGUUGACGAGACUAAUGGAUGUGACAGUAGCUGGCGGUGCUGGACUGGAUACAAGCAUUGAUAAUGAAGAUGAAGGAGAAGACGCUACAACCAACAUGAUAUCAGAAUUGGUUUCGCAAGGUGCAGAAUUGAACGCCACGCUCGAUAAAACCGGUGAAACUUCAUUGCAUUUGGCUGCAAGAUAUGCUAGAGCAGAUGCUGCUAAACGUUUGUUAGAUAUGGGCGCCGAUGUUAACUUUCAAGAUCACACUGGCCGGACACCAUUACAUGCUGCUGUAGCUGCCGACGCAAUGGGUGCUUUCCAAAUCUUAUUGAGGAACCGUUCAACAAAUUUAAAUGCUAGGAUGCACGAUGGUACGACACCGUUGAUUCUAGCAGCCAGGUUAGCCAUCGAAGGAAUGGUAGAAGACCUAAUUCAUGCUGACGCCGAUAUCAAUAUACCAGAUAACAGUGGAAAGACAGCCUUGCACUGGGCUGCAUCGGUCAACAAUGUAGAUGCAGUCAACAUUUUGCUGGCCAAUAACGCCAACAAAGACGCUCAAGACGACAAGGACGAAACACCGUUAUUCUUAGCAGCUAGAGAAGGCAGUUUUGAAGCAUGCAAAGCGCUUUUGGAUAACUUCGCAAACCGAGAGAUCGCAGACCACAUGGAACGGUUACCGCGGGACGUGGCCAGCGAACGGUUGCACCACGACAUCGUUAGAUUGCUGGAUUCACACGUGGCUCACCCUAAUGCUCAGACGAUGGUGCCUGUUAACAACAACUUCAUGAGUAAGUCGCAGCGAAAUCGUGUCUCGCGGCCGUUAGUGCCAUUACCCAAGAACACGCAGACGACGAUGACAAAUACGACGACACCGGCGACGGAGAUUGACCUUGGGAUGUGUUUGUUCACAGACUCGCAGCACAUGAUGUCGGCUCAUUCCAACAUAAACAUACCCGGCAUGAAGUUGAGCAAUGGGGGCAAUGGUGGCGGCACGGCCAAGGGCAAAAAGAGGCCGAAACCAUCGAACCCGACGAGUCCUGCCGACUCGAUGGACUCAAACCUGUCGUUGAAGCGGAAGGGCAGCGUGAAAAAACCACCUCCCCCGUUACCACCGUCGUCGGCCAUGUCAUCCACCGCGGCAGCGCCUAGCAACAAGAAACCAUUUGGGUUGGACGUGACGUGUGCCGGUGGUCCCAACAACAUGGACCUGAUGGCGUUGGACGUGUCCAGGCUGUAUGGCGGCGCCGGAUUACCGCAACAGCCGCCCGCAUACGAGGAGUGCCUGUCACAGUUGCCGUCCGCGUCUCAGAGACCGAUGGCCAAUUACGGUGCUGCAAUGCACCACCAACAGCAUCAGCAGCAACAGCAACAGCAGCAGCAGCAGCAGCAACCCGACUACCGAGUCCUCCACCAGCAGAUGUUAGGCAUGCAGACGUCGUUCCAGGAACCGUCGCCGCCGCACAGCGUGGUCAUGUCACCGUCGCCCGGAAAGACGCGACCGUCGCUACCUACGUCGCCCACGCACAUGCAGGCCCUCCGACACGCCACCAUGCAGGCCGUGGACCCGUUCAGCCAGUUCCAUCACUUUUACGGCAGCGUCCAGCAGACGCCCCAAUCGCUACAGCCUCCCCAGUCGCAGCACGCGCAGCAGUACCUGACGCCUCCGUCGGACGCGGCACCCGAGAGUUUCCCGACGCCGUCGCCCGACUCGCCAUGGCACUGGUCCUCGUCUUCGCCUAACUCCAAUUCCGACUGGUCGGAAGGCAUAUCGUCACCGCCCAACAACAACAACAAUAACAACAACGGACACCCGAACAAAGUGUCGGACGCCGUUUACAUUUAAAACGAAUUGUUGGCGAGGUCGAGUCUUCAUCCGUGUGCGUGUACGUCAUUCAGCGGGACGGGUUCGGGUGAAUGAUUAUAACAUUGUUUUUGUACUUUUGUUUCGGUGCCAUCGUCGGCAGUUUGGGUCCGUCGUCACCAAUACCAACCACAAUUAGCCUACGGUUAUUAUUAUUAUAUUAAUUUUAUUAUUUUUAUGUUUUGUGUUUAUAGCCUACGAAUGUGUUGAAUCAUUUUUCUAUGUUUUUAAACGAAUUCUCUCUUUUUACCCUGUGUAUAUAUGUAUAUUGUUCAAAGUACAGAUUUUAUUUAUAUAUGCAUAUACAUAUUUUUAUCGCUUUCGUGUACAUUAUUAUUUUUAUCAUGAUUAUUGACAUCGAAUACCAUUUUUCUCCCCCACCCAUUAUUUAUGUACCAUAAUGGCCAUGGUGUCUACCAAUUAUUAUUAUUAUUAUUAUUAUUUUAUUAUUAUCAUUAUUAUUAUUAUUAUUAUUAUUAUUAUUAUUAUUAUUAUUGUUCUCUUUAUGAUUAAUUUGUCUCGUUGUCUUGUCGAGAUAUGGAAAACAAAUCUAUCGAACAAUCUUAUAAUAAUCUACUAGACUUAUUCGGUGGUUAAUAAGCACAACGACAAGACUGCUAGGGAUCUAAAUGCAUUUUUAUUUUUAUUUUUAUUUUUUGUAAAUAAUAUUUUGUAUCAUCAAGGGAUUGUUCGUUCACGAUCUCAUCACAUGACAUUUUUAAUAUUAUUGUUAUUGAAAUAUUAUUGUAAUUAUUUUUUUUCUCGUAAUUUUAUGUUGUGGACAAAUAGAUUAAUUUAAAAAUACA